Micromonas pusilla CCMP1545 is the source of this 1359-nucleotide messenger RNA. RefSeq lists its product as uncharacterized. Lineage: Eukaryota; Viridiplantae; Chlorophyta; Mamiellophyceae; Mamiellales; Mamiellaceae. The coding region runs from base 1 to 1359 and encodes 452 amino acids. The record is from RefSeq and is a predicted model, not a curated record. The transcript has 2 exons.
AUGUCCUCCGCCGCGCGUCCGCCGCAGCCGCGAUGCCGCGGCUGCGGCGACGCUAUCUCCGGCGCGUACCUCGCGUUCGAGGGGCGCGACUACCACGCCGGAUGCUUGCGAUGCGACGAGUGCGGCGCCGCGACGUCGUCGUUCGUCGCCGCGCCGAACCGCGCCGGUUCGGCGCGGUGCUGCAGGCCGUGCGCGGAGAGGCUCGCGGACAGGUGCGCGUGCGGGUGCGGCGGGCCGUGCGUGGACCGGACGAUCACCGCGCUCGGGAGGAAGUUCAUCGAGUCGCACUUUCGAUGCGCGGAGUGCGACGCGCCGCCUCCCGGGAUGUCGUUCAUGAAGGUCACGCGCGCGGACGCGUCGCGGCACAUGCACCACGCGCACCUCCGUCGCGGCGGCGGCGACGACGACGCGAGCGAGCACGUUCCCGUGUGCGAGGCGUGCUACGAGCGCAACCACGCGGAGCGAUGCGGGGUCUGCGAGGCGAGUCUGGUAAACCAAAAGUUUUUCAAAACCGACGUCGGCGACGCCGUGUGCGCGCGGUGUAAAGACGCGACCGGCGCGUACUGCGACGACUGCGGCGCGUGCGUCCCGCGCGCGUUCGCGCUCUCGCGACGGUUCGCGGGCCUCCAGACGCGCGGCGCGAGCCCGGGAGGAGGAACGCGGAACGUCAACCGUCACCACCGAACCGCGCGCCGAGAGAGCGGCGGCGUCGCCGUCAUCGGCCAAUGCCCCGCGUGCGCGGCGACGGCGAUCGACGCCGACGCGGACGCGGCGGCAAUCCUAAACAAAGUCAUCCACGCGAUGCGAGGGAUGGGCGCGGUCGCGGACGCCGCGGCGACGAUCAAGGUGCAGCUCGUAGACGCGGACGAGCUCGCGAGGGCGGCGGCGAAGCGACAUCGCGGACCGAACGCGUCGGGCCCGCGCGGCGUGACGCGCACGAGCGUCGCGUACGAGGAGUGCAGGGCGACGGGCGCGCGGAGGACGGUCUCGCGGACGUUGAAGGGGAUCCUGGCGCUUCGGGGGAUGUCCAGGGGCGCGUGCGGCGCGGUCCUCGCGCACGAGUACGGGCACGCGUUUAUGUUUCUCUCCGAUUUCCCGGCGUUGCCGCUGAGAGACGAGGAGGGAGUGUGCGAGCUGUUCGCGUGGCUGUGGCUCGGCGGCGGCGCGUCCGGGACGUCGUGCACAACGACGAACGGCGAGGACAUCGGGCUCACCGCGCGGUGGCGGAAGAAGAUGGAGACGAGGGAGGACCCGGUGUACGGCGACGGGUUUCGCGCGGCCAAGGCGGGGUACGACCGAUGCGGACGCGACCUGGCGAGGUUCCUCGAGCGCGUCAGACGCGACGGAAAGUUGCCGUGA